UCAGCACGUCGACGAGGGGUUUUCUCUGGCAGGGCUCCGCUAACCGUGCUCGGGUCUGUGUAUCUGCGACUUUGGCCCGGCUGUGCCUGGGCGAGGAGGCCGUUGUUCGCUCGCGGGCCGCUGGCGCGGUUAUCAGGGGUUGGUGUUGGGACUGACAGCCUUGACCUCCCUCCCGACUUCUAAGGCUCAGAGGUGCCUUGGAGCGGCUGCGGCCCCCCGGGGACUCGGCCCGGGGCAACCAGGGGCCCAUCUCCUCUCGGGGCUCGGAUGGGAGGCGGCGGGAGGUGCGGCCUGGCAUGUUCAGUCUGAUGGCCAAUUGCUGCAGCUGGUUCAAGCGGUGGCGGGAGCCCGUCAGAAAGGUGACUCUUGUGAUGGUGGGCCUUGAUAAUGCUGGUAAAACAGCAACAGCAAAGGGAAUCCAAGGAGAAUAUCCUGAAGAUGUGGCUCCUACUGUGGGCUUUUCCAAAAUUGACCUUAGACAAGGAAAGUUUGAAGUUACCAUCUUUGACUUGGGAGGUGGAAAAAGAAUUCGGGGAAUCUGGAAGAAUUACUAUGCUGAGUCCUAUGGGGUAAUAUUUGUUGUGGAUUCCAGUGAUGAAGAGAGAAUGGAAGAGACAAAAGAGACAAUGUCAGAGGUGCUAAGACAUCCUAGGAUAUCAGGAAAGCCUAUACUGGUGUUGGCAAAUAAACAAGACAAAGAAGGGGCUUUAGGAGAAGCUGAUGUGAUUGAAUGCCUGUCUCUGGAAAAACUGGUCAAUGAGCACAAGUGCCUAUGUCAAAUAGAGCCUUGUUCAGCAGUCUUGGGAUAUGGAAAGAAAAUUGACAAGUCCAUUAAAAAAGGCCUUUAUUGGCUGCUGCAUAUCAUUGCAAGAGACUUUGAUGCCUUAAAUGAACGCAUCCAAAGGGACACAACAGAACAGCGUGCUCUUGAAGAACAAGAGAAACGAGAAAGGGCUGAACGAGUGCGAAAAUUACGAGAAGAGAGAGAACAAAGAGAGCGAGAGCAGGCGGAAAUGAAUGGAACCAGCAGCCUAGCUGAGUUGGACCCCGAACCAAUUAUUGUCAAUCCUUUCCAGCCAAUAGCAUCUGUCAUUCUUGAGAAUGAAAGAAAACUUGAAAAAGAAAAAACGAGACAAAAUAUGGAGAAAGACAGUGAUGGCGGCCCCCUGAAACAUAAAGUGGAGCAUGAGCAAAUAGAGACACAGAGCCAGAUCAGUGACAGUAGCCAAAAAAACAAUGAGCUUGGAAUAGUAGAAAAUUAUAAGGAGGCAUUAACACAGCAGUUGGAGAAUGAAGAUGAGACAGACCAGCGAUCAUCAGAAUCAGAUAACGGUAAAAAGAAAACGAAGAAGCUAAGAAUGAAAAGGAGUCACCGAGUAGAACCUGUUGAUACAGAUGAAUCUGCCCCUAAGAGUCCACCACCCCCACCACCUCCUCCUGUUGGCUGGGGAACCCCCAAAGUCACUAGACUUCCAAAACUUGAGCCUCUUGGUGAAACACGUCAUAAUGAUUUCUAUGGAAAGCCACUGCCUCCCCUGGCUGUGCGGCAGAGACCUAACAGUGAUGCUCAUGAUGUGAUUUCAUAACCAAGUCACAUGGAUGCGCUUUUUUAAUACAGGCAAGAUCAACUACAGGACCUUCUUUCUCAAAGAAGAAAAACCCUGAACAUUGAUGACUGGGGCAAGAUAACCAUAACAAUUUCAGUAAGGAGAUGAAUAGCCAAAGACCAGACUGAUCUGACAAUUAUCCAUGUUAUUCACGGUUAAAAAAAAAAAAAAAAAAAAAAAGGAAGCAAAAUGACCAGUAGAUGGGAUGAGCAUUUGAAUCAAGUUAGCAGGAAUUACUGUAGACUCUGGAUUUUACAGUCCCACUCAUGGGCAUAUUCCUGAAAGAAAACCUCUUCAGAACAAGAGCCAAUGGACUCUCCACACUUUCUUUACUAUUUGUUUAAUAGUCUUUGUUACUGUAUCUUAUACAUUUUUUGUAAGAUACACGUGCAUGGAAGGGGAACUCUUGGGAAUUUAUAACCUAAGUUUUUAACUUUUUAUAUUUUUCUAAAACUUAUGAGAAUUUUAAUUACUAUGAUAUUGACGGCACUUUUCUAUAGAUGCUUUGUUUAAAUUGUGUCUGGAAAUGGAGUUGAUUUAUUUGACAAACAUGAACUAUACAAACAGGACAUAUUUAUAUGGUUUUAGGUAUAUUUUAUAAUAGUAUUGUUCUUGAAGUAUACGUCCUAAGUUUGCCUAAUUUUAAAAUAAUACCUUUUUAAAAUAGAUUCUUAUUCUUAGAUCUUCAUACUUCCAAAUUAUGUUAUCUGAAAGCACCACCCAAGGAGGGUUCAUGUUGUUGUUUGCUUUUUUUUGGUGAUGAUCGCAAUAAAUGAAAGAGACUUGAAAUACUUUCUUGAUCUAAAUGCUUUUUAAAUUAAUAAAAAUGUUAUGUGAGAUAUUAUUAAAAUUUUCAAUGACCACCUCUUUUAUGGGAUAGACCUUUUCAGAUCAAGGUGCUCAUUGUCACUCCCUCGUUCUAUCAGAAGCUACAGUGACUCUUUUAGGUUAUUCUAAUUCUUUUGUGCCUUGAAAAUAAAGGCAAAAAGACUGAAAAAGCCACUGUGGGUACAGAGACUUGGUUUUAUAACCAGGAAGUGCUUGGGUACUAAAUCAGUAAGAAUAAAAAUGUUUGUGUAAAAUUACUUUUAUAAAGAAAGAAUUCCAAAAUAGUUUCUUGAUUUAAAAUAAUAGCACUUCCCUUGUACUGAAGAAUGGCAUCUUUAGGAUUCUCUAUCUAGGCAAACUUUUAGAAAUAUAUUUUGGGUAUUAGAUUUAUAAUGUUGCAUUAAUUGAAAGUAUAUAAAUUUAUAUCAAGGUGAAAAUACUAUAAACAACAUGAAUCCUUACCAACUUGUUAAAAUUGGUAAGUUUGGUAACUUGUACUGACAAUAAACAUAUACUAGUAUCUGACAGUAAUAAGAUUAAGUAUGUCUAAGGCAGUUUACUAUGAUUAUUUACUUUAAAAAUUUUACUUUGGAGCAUCACAUUUUAGUCACAUUUUUUAAGUCCCGGAACUUUCAUUAAUUGGGUCACUUAUUACUCUAGAGCAUCAUAAUGCAGUCUUUUGAAGUUUUGUGCAUAGGACACCAGGCACACUGAGUAAAAAGCAUUCUACUUCAGAUAUAAAAUUUGUUAACAGCCUGAAUUUGAUAGGUGACCGAAAUGUAAG
This is a messenger RNA of Ailuropoda melanoleuca (giant panda), 3219 nucleotides long. RefSeq names its product ARF like GTPase 13B (gene ARL13B). Lineage: Eukaryota; Metazoa; Chordata; Mammalia; Carnivora; Ursidae. Gene Ontology annotation, cellular component: non-motile cilium; motile cilium; ciliary membrane. The transcript is spliced from 10 exons. The coding region runs from base 297 to 1586 and encodes 429 amino acids. Gene Ontology annotation, molecular function: GTPase activity; GTP binding. Gene Ontology annotation, biological process: non-motile cilium assembly; receptor localization to non-motile cilium. The record is from RefSeq and is a predicted model, not a curated record.